Oryza sativa Japonica Group (Japanese rice) is the source of this 2394-nucleotide messenger RNA. Its product is annotated as pathogenesis-related thaumatin-like protein 3.5. The record is from RefSeq and is a predicted model, not a curated record. Lineage: Eukaryota; Viridiplantae; Streptophyta; Magnoliopsida; Poales; Poaceae. Gene Ontology annotation, cellular component: extracellular region. Gene Ontology annotation, biological process: defense response.
GUGAUAGAUCCUAUAGUAGCAGAGUAGUUGCACGUAUUUUCUCUGAAGCAUAAAGUUCAUUGUCCCUGGAUGGUUAUUCUUUAUUUGUGAUACCCAACUGGAAGCUAUCCUUUAUCCAAUCUGUUAGGAAAGAUGGUAUGUUUAUUUUCUGGAUCUACAGCGGUAGAAUUAGGCAUAUUUUUUGGAUACCUAGUCUGUAGUUUUAUACUGAUGAAUUUUUUUAGAUUUGUAUGCAGUAUAAUUAGAUGUGAGAAAUUGAUACCUUUCUUGUAGUUCUUGCUUCUUACUAAUGCAUAGCCAAAAUUGUCCCCUUGGAAGCACUGUUCAGGGAUAAUCAUAGGAUAUUCUCACAAAUAGGAGUGUGAGACUGGUACAUAAAUAUUAAAUUGCACUAGUUGAUCUAAUUUGAAUGCCCUAACUUAUUUCACACUGCAUUGUAUCAUUUAUCAUUUAUGUAUACUUCACAUAAAACAUAGUAUUUUAGGCUGUAUAAAUGGUAUUUAUAUGGACAAUGAGAAUUGGUUAAGGCUGAUGAAACAAAGCAUAUGUAGUCAACAGCUGAAGGUAUACACACUCACCAAGUACAAUAAAACUGUUAGUCAUCUCCUAAUUUCAUUUUCACCUUUAUCCCUUCCAUUGUUACAUAAGGUAUAUCUUCUCAAUGAGGCCACCUCAUACAUGCAAAAUGCAAAAUGCUAAAUCAAUCUCACCAAGAAACCCUUUCUUUCACAUCUCAAACAAACUCCAAUCAGUUUAAAGUCUCCAUCCAUGUCUCAAAUCUCUCAAAUCAUUUCCCUCCAAAACCAAGAACAGUGGCAAGUCUCUCUCAUCUAGAGACUUUAGCUUAGCUAGCUAGGCUACACGCCAUGGAAGCACCAAGAAGUUGGAGAGCUCCAGCGUGUGUGAUCUUUGUGCUCGCACUAGUGGCGCAGUGGUGGAGCUCGUCAAUGGCGGCGAGCUGUAGCUUCACGAUAUCCAACCACUGCGCCCAGACGAUAUGGCCGGCGACGCUGGCCGGCGCCGGCACGCCGCAGCUGGCCACGACGGGGUUCAGGCUCGACCCGGGGCAGAGCGUGCAGGUCCCGGCGCCGGCGGGGUGGUCCGGCCGGAUAUGGGCGCGCACCGGGUGCGACUUCUCCGGCGCCGGCGGCGCCGCCGCCGCCGCUGCCGCUGGCGCCGCCGCGUGCCAGACCGGCGACUGCGGCGGCCGCUUGGAGUGCGGCGGCACGGGCGCCACGCCGCCGGCGACGCUGUUCGAGGUCACGCUGGGGAAGGUCGGCGGCGGCGCCGGCGCCGGUGACCUGGACUACUACGACGUGAGCCUCGUCGACGGCUACAACCUCCCCGUCGUCGCCGUCCCGCAGGCCGGCGGCGCCACCGGCGGCGGCGGCGGCUGCGCCACCACCGGCUGCACGGCCGACCUCAACCGCUCGUGUCCGAAGGAGUUGCAGGUGGACGGCGUCGACGGCGGCGGCGGCAGCGGGACGGUGGCGUGCCGGAGCGCGUGCGAGGCGUUCGGGGAGGAGGAGUACUGCUGCAGCGGCGCGUACGCGACGCCGGCGACGUGCCGGCCGACGGCGUACUCGGCCAUCUUCAAGACGGCGUGCCCGCGCGCCUACAGCUACGCCUACGACGACGGCACGAGCACCUUCACCUGCAGCGCCGCCGCCUACACCAUCGCCUUCUGCCUCCCUCCCACCGGGUCGAACACCUCCGGUGUCACUCCGCUGAUUAGCUCGCCGUCGCCGGCCAAUGGCCAGAACGGCGCCGGAGGCAGCACACCUCCUCCGGCUGGCAACAAUGGCGCCGGGAUAAUCAGCUACCAGCCGCCUCCGACGGAGGACAUCAAUGGUGCCGGGAGCGCCGAUCAGCCGGCGUGGAUGACGAUGCCGUCGUCGGCGAGCAAGCGGAUGAUGCCGUCAUCGUCGGCGGCGAGCACGCGGCACAACCAGCUGUGGUCUCUGCUGCUGCUGCUACCUGCAUUGCUCUUGUUCCAUUUCAAGCAAGAGUUAUUGUAGGAUUUUCUGACACUGACAAUAGUAAUCAGAAGUUCAGAACUCCUCGUGUAUGUAUAGCAGUUGUAAAACUUGCUUACAAAUUACUCCUAGAUGUUUCUCCCACUGCUAACUUAAUUAACAAGUGGGGAAGAAAUUAUGUAGAUAGAUUACAAGAAAUGAAAAAUAUAGCACAUAUUUGUGAAAAAAAAAUUGCUCCCUAACUGUUUCAGCGGAGAUCGAUGAUUUGCCACUGUGUAUGCUCUCAUCGUCGCAGCUAAUUUUUUUUAUUUUUUAAACUUGUUUUUAAAGCUGAUCUUGUGAUUUUUCAUCAUAGUCUAUUUUCCGAAUUUAGUGUAAUCUACCAUUGUAUUUUAGACCGUUCAUAAUAUAAAUAUAA